AUGGUCCAGAAGGCAACUAGUACUCAACACUGGAUCAGACGUGCAUUUGAAAUAUUUCCUCCCGAACUUUUUGAAAGGCUCUUUGGUGUCUUUGCAAAAUCUCAUCUAGAGUAUGGAAUGCCAGCAGCUUCACCAUGGAUGAGGAAGGAUAUCAACUUAAUCGAACAGGUACAAUGCAGAGCGACAAAGACGGUCGACUGUCUAAAGCAUUUGUCUUAUCAGGAGAGGCUGAAUUUGCUUGGCCUAUUCCCUCCCUCUUAUAGACAAAUAAACUGCAGUCUACUCAGGAUGUUCCGGAGUGUUCGCGGCCAGGGUUGCUCAUUAAGAGCAGAGGAUUUCUUUGAGUUCGUCCGUACAAACCAACUACGCGACCACGCAUACAAAGUCGGGAAUGAGCGCACGCGUUUAGAUUGACGAAAAUUUUCAUUCAGCCAGCGGGUUGUCAAGCCGUGGAACUCGCUUCCAAGCGAGAUGGUGACGGCUGACACAGUUUGUGUGUUUAAAAGAAAACUUGCUCGUCUAGUUUUCGACAGAAAUCGGAUUUUACAGCAUGACUAUGCACAGCCAGUUUUGUAAAAUCUGUCAUAUACAAUCUUCCGCACUAAUUUACAGUGACCUUAUGCACUACCUUAUGAUCACGAUGGAACUGUGACCCAAUCACAUUUUAAAUGCCUGCAAAUUUAUUUUAUUUUUGAGCACGAAUCUGCGAAAGCACUGUACAUAAAUAGGAUCAUCAAGGGCUCUGCCUUUAACCCUUCAAUAUAAACAUAUAUACAUAUACAUACAUGUUGCGAUCAUAGCCCUACUCAAGGGUAAGACCUCUAAGCGAUCAUUAGGGUGCCGAAUGGCGAGACCGCUGAUUUCUUCCUGUAUUUCACUCGACCGCAUCCCAGUGGCGACACCUAAUCAUCCAACAGCAGCAGCAGCAGCAGCAGCAGCAGCAGCAGCAGCAGCAGCAGCAGCAGCAGCAGCAGCAGCAGCAGCAGAAGUCAGUGUUUUAGUCAGAGUAAUAGUGGAAUGCUCUAGGCGCUGAGCAGAUGGACAGCAUGCGUAGGUGAAAAAAAUCUCACUUGCCUCCGUGAUCCAUUUCAAUAUGUACUGCACAAAUUGAUGUGGAGAAUUCUUUGUCAAAAGUAUUUCAAGGCAAUCAUUUCGGUGGUCUUUCGCGGUUGCGAACUCUUAAGGCUUUUUUUACUGACGCUUUACAUGCUUAGCAGGGCAUAGGCUGUGUGACUGAGGUUCUCGCAGAGUAAACAGGGAAAGCGAGUACAGUUGCCCCAGCAGACCGCUAAACUGACGCCAUCGCUUUGCACCGCAGCAGAUUGGGCGACCCUCAAGCUUCUUGAAUUUGUUUCCAAAGUGUAUGUCCGAUUCUCCUCAGCUAUGAGGUAAGUUCCACUGACAUUGAUACGGGUUUAGUGUAGUCAGCAUUUGGCACCCGCCGGUGCAGUCCCACUGUUCUCUUCGUGCUGAUUAUUAAGCCGAAUUCAAAACAGUCGAAGGCGAGGAGCUUCAAACCACGCUGCCUGUCCUCUUACUUUGUGGUGCUUAGUACGCCCUCAUUUGCAAAAAAAUUGGUCAUGAUUUUCGGCCUAGAGUACCUCCAACGAUGCUUUCAGACGACGGAUGUUGAACAGUUUUCCGACGUCCGGUAAUUGAUAUGUAUCUGCUGUCGCUCCUCGCGGUAGAUACUAUCAACAUGGUAGAGGAGACUGAGUUAAAUACUACUGGAACGAGUACGCAAACCUGCUUGACGCCAUUUGUAAUUGUGGAUGCUUCGGAGAUUGUCCUGCUGUCCACUGCGAGAGUUAUCAUUACGCCGUGAAGCUGUCUUACCAUUUGAAUAAAUCGCCCCGAAAUCAGAAUUUCUACCUGAUUCUCCAGAGUCCAUCUCGAUUUUCUGUGGCGAAGGCAUUCGCCAGAUUUGUGCCAGUCCGCGACUCCUUGCUCUCCGUCGCUUUGUCAUGCAGCCCUUCUGUUUGCCCCACGCCCCUUGUCGAUUCGCCGUUGGGACCGCGUAGGGUUUGUCUCUAUCGAGAAUCGAGUCUGCCCUUAUCAACAGCUUCACUGUCGUAGUCUUGCUGCUACAUAUUCCCGCGUCGGUGCUUACUGAGUUGCUAUCCGUGUUUGGAGAUGCUCCUGAGACGGUAUUUAUUGCGCUCAUUGCGUUUUUCUCUUUGUUUUUUUGGACUCUGACACCGAAGAAUUUCUUUUGGUCACCAAGGUUCUGCUGCAUGGUCGUCCCUAAGUCAGAAAGCCUGUUUAUAUUUUGGCUUUUUUGUUUUGGAUAUAUGCUCACCCACCACAAGGUUCAUGCGCUUGCCUCGCACUUUUCGCGGUAAUUGCGCUCCUGGCAAUAUUUGCUGGCCGUUUGCUGGAAACGUACAUAGAGCGGGCGCAGAUGCUGGACGCGAAGGACAUCUCAUUCCACUUAUCACCUAACGAAGCGCUGGCGCUGGUCGUACCAUUAUAGUUAAAUUGCUGGUACUCCAUAAAUAAAGGAAUGAGAGAAUUGGUAUAUUUUCGGUUUCGAGGUUAUAAUGGAUGUAGUGAUCAAGGACGGGAGAUCAACUUCAACCACAUACAAUAAUUUUGCUCCGUCUAGUGACAGAAGCCAGGAAGUUGUGAGAACGGGUUUAUUCUGUACACAGGGCAGGUCGCCGUAAGUCGGCUGUAUGCUUGAGGCAGAGAUAAGCGUUCGGUCUGGAGAGUGUCAGUUGCGGAGGCUUCAGCGUGUCGCUACCACCAAAAAGUGUUGUGUCCUUCUUGCCUAUGUCCUGUAUGUUCAAAAUUACGUCCCCAAGGGCGGCGUCUCGUGUGUGCACUUGUAAUCAAUCAGCUAAAGAGAUCGCAUUGAUUAGCUUCGAGAGCACGUGAGAGUAGAAGCAAAUUAUCGACCAGGAGUGUGGCAUGAACGGGAGUGCAAAUCGAGGGUUGACGAGCGCAGCCGUGACGCGCAUACAGUAGAAGGAGGGGACAGAGAAAAGGCUGCUACAUGAAUUCUUCGGAUUUUCUGUGAGGAAUAAGAAUGAGUAUUUAAACUUCAGCGAGCGACGAUUGUUUUCCUAGGCUGCAGAUAAUCACGAGUCGGCUGAUAAGUCAGUUGAACUGCGAUGAUAAUCAAAUUGUACUUGACUCGGUUUCCUGACGAAUUUCGACACUUGAAAAAAAUAAUCCAAAAAUGCACAAAGUAAUUCUGUACGCACAGUUUCAAUGCCAAUAUUAGAAAAAAUAACUGCCACGUGGUAGCCAACCCGGAGAAGUCACAGUUGGAGAACAGAAUAAUCCCGUUGUGCUCGGUCGGGAUUCUUGCCCUAUAUUUAGAGUCGCGACUACACCACACGACUUGUUCGUCACAUCCUGUCCACUGCCAUUCCCGUGUUUUCUCGGCUCCGCUGUCUCGCGCCUACAUGUCUUACCGUCCUUACGUCCUUACUAUCCUUACUGUCUUACGUCCUCCUUAUGGUCCCGAAGGCCGCCAUUGGUGACUGGCCCCCCUUCAGCGAUUACGGAGCCUUGAACAACGUUACCGCCCCGCACCGCUACCCUGUCCUGAAUUCUCAGGAUUUCGUCGGCAUCGUAUUUGGCAUAUCUGUGUUCUCGAAGUUCGAACUGGUCUGCGCCUUUUACCGAAUGCCUAUCGCUCAGAAUGACAUUUCGAAGACUACCGUCAUCAUUCCCAUAGCAUUUUUGAGUUCCUGAGCAGACCGCUUGGAAUCCUCAACGUCUCCCGGAACUUCCAGAUGUUCUUAGGCAUAGCACGUUGCGGCCUACCACUUGUCCACGCAUAUAUCAAUGACCUGCUGAUAGCUAACUCUACCGCCGAAGAAUACGUGGAUUGUCUUGCAACGGAGUUUGAUCGCCUUCAACAAUUUGGUGUUGUUCUCAACCCUUCCAAGUGCCUGUCCGGUGUGUCCUCUCUAGAAUUUCUCAGUCAUCUGGACUACUCCAACGGCAUCCAUCCUCUUGCAUUGAGCAUCGCGGCUAUACAUGAUUUUCCGCCUCCCUCUUCCGAACGUCAGCAGCAGCGAUUUAUGGACAUGGCGAAUCUAUAG
This is a messenger RNA of Spirometra erinaceieuropaei, 4055 nucleotides long. NCBI's taxonomy places the organism in Eukaryota, Metazoa, Platyhelminthes, Cestoda, Diphyllobothriidea, Diphyllobothriidae. The record is from the annotation of a GenBank genome assembly.